Cryphonectria parasitica EP155 is the source of this 177-nucleotide messenger RNA. RefSeq lists its product as uncharacterized. The transcript has a single exon. The record is from RefSeq and is a predicted model, not a curated record. The annotation marks the transcript as partial. Lineage: Eukaryota; Fungi; Ascomycota; Sordariomycetes; Diaporthales; Cryphonectriaceae.
AAAAAGAAUUCAAAAACAUGCAACACCGGGUAUUCGCUAAUGGUCACCCACUUAACUACUAAUCCGGCGGUUAGUGGCUUAUUUAGGGGAGAGCAGACGGGAUCCCAAGUUUUCCACUACCUAUGGUCGCAUGUGCUGGAAUUUGUGUUUCUAGGAAACAUAUAUUCAAUAUCGUAA